Molecule: messenger RNA, 819 nt
Organism: Lachancea dasiensis
Lineage: Eukaryota; Fungi; Ascomycota; Saccharomycetes; Saccharomycetales; Saccharomycetaceae
Source: the annotation of a GenBank genome assembly
AUGACUGAUCUGAGAUCUUUGGAACUGAAGCUCCCUAACGGGUCACCGCCUGCUGCUUUGAGCACAGGGCUUGUUGUCUUCAUGACAAUGUUAUUCAUAAUUAACUUUGUUUUCGAUAUCAAUAGGCACAUAAGCCUAACACCAGGUGCUUUGUUUAGCUUGGACUUGAAUCGUAUUUCGAUGUACCCACUGGGACACUUGUCGAUCGUGCAUCUGCUGAUGAAUUGUAUCUCAAUCUAUGGACCUCUGACGGCGUUUGAGAGAAGCCACGGAACCGUUCAUACCGGGGUCAUACUGAAUUUGCUGGCUGUGUUUACUGCGAUUCCAUACUGUCUUUUGGGGUCGGUUUUCUUUUCUGAGACUGAGGUUAUCGGGAGCAGCGGAUGGUGUUUCUCACUGUUGGGUUACUUUAGUUUGAAGGAAUCCAUCCUUCGCCCGCAGCAACAGAUUUUUAACAACUACUAUCUUCCUACCAGGUAUAUCCCGGUAGUGGCACUAGUGUUUGUCACCAUAUUUUUCCCGGGAUCGAGUUUCUGGGGCCAUUUGAUCGGUCUGUGCUGGGGCUACGCCUUGGGGUCCAAGGAGGUUUACGCCGCUAGGUUGGCACCACCAAGUUGGAUAAUCCAAAAAAUUGAGUCCAAGCUAGACCGCGCUAUCGCCAUGAUCCCAUUUGGGGUCAAAUUUUACAGAGAGGUUGAUGCCAAUAGACAGGAGUCGUACUCUUCGUUUUUCGGCGAAGAGAGCAUCUUGCCCCUGCACUCUGAUACGACGACAUCCAACAGCGCUUUUCAAGGCGAAGGCCGUCCUUUGGGAGUGUGA